Molecule: messenger RNA, 2076 nt
Organism: Momordica charantia (bitter melon)
Lineage: Eukaryota; Viridiplantae; Streptophyta; Magnoliopsida; Cucurbitales; Cucurbitaceae
Product: Tetratricopeptide repeat (TPR)-like superfamily protein
Molecular function (GO): protein binding
Source: RefSeq, a predicted model, not a curated record
GAAAAAAUCAGAACGCCGGAAGGACAGGGGGACGACAAAGCUUCGCCCGUACCAGAGCCAUUUUUGGCCGAAAGUAGAGCUUUCUCCGAUGCCUCAAACUCUAAUUCUGAAGCCCGUUGUUUCAGCUCCUCUAACCAACUGGAGUAAAUUGCAAAUACAUACACAUUCUACUAGUGCAUCUGUACAGACGUCUACGAACGUUAAUGUACGAGGAAGAUUGGAGGUUACAUGUAUGGGAAUGUUAACACCGAGAAAGUUCUUACAGAAAAGGAAGAAGUUGGAAGUAUUUAAGGAUGCAGCCGACGAGGCAGAACAGAAGAAUUGGAGGAGACUGAUGAAGGAAAUAGAGGAGACAGGCUCUGCUGUUUCUGUGCUGAGAAGUGAAAGGAUAAAAAAUGAGGCUAUUCCGAAGGACUUGGUGUUGGGCACCUUGGUUAGAUUUAAACAGCUAAAGAAAUGGAAUCUCGUUGGUGAGAUUCUUGAAUGGCUUCGGACCCAGAGCUGGUGGAGCUUUAGUGAAAUGGAUUUCUUGAUGCUUAUUACAGCUUAUGGAAAGCUAGGGGACUUCAAUCGUGCAGAAAAAGUUCUGAACUUGAUGAAUAAGAAGGGUUAUGCACCAAAUGUGGUAUCUCAUACUGCUCUUAUGGAAGCAUAUGGAAGAGGUCGAAGGUAUAAUAAUGCCGAAGCAAUAUUUAGAAGGAUGCAAUCUGGUGGUCCUGAACCUUCUGCAUUGACAUAUCAAAUAAUGCUAAAAACUUUUGUUGAGGGAUGUAAGUUCAAGGAAGCUGAAGAGCUUUUCGACUCCCUCUUGAACAAUGAAAGGGCAGUGUUGAAGCCAGAUCAAAAGAUGUUCCACAUGAUGAUUUAUAUGUUCAAGAAGGCUGGGAAUUACGAGAAGGCUCGUAAAGUAUUUGCUGAAAUGGCAGCACGAAGAGUUCCACAGACUACAGUUACUUAUAAUAGCUUGAUGUCUUUCGAAACUAACUACAAGGAGGUCUCAAAGAUUUAUGAUCAGAUGCAAAGAGCUGGAAUUCGACCUGAUGUUGUGAGCUAUGCUUUACUCAUCAGUGCUUACGGUAAAGCUAGAAGAGAAGAAGAAGCUCUAGCAGUUUUUGAAGAGAUGCUUGAUGCUGGUAUCAGACCAACUCACAAAGCUUAUAAUAUUUUGCUUGAUGCAUUUGCAAUCUCUGGAAUGGUCGAACAAGCUAAGAUAGUGCUCAAGAGCAUGAGAAGGGACAGAUGCAGCCCAGAUAUCUGCUCUUAUACAACCAUGUUAUCAGCUUAUGUUAAUGCAUCUGACAUGGAGGGAGCCGAAAAUUUUUUCAGACGACUGAAACAGGACGGUUUUAGACCCAAUGUCGUUACUUAUGGUACACUAAUCAAAGGGUAUGCUAAAAUAAAUAAUCUUGAGAAGAUGAUUACAAAAUAUGAAGAAAUGAAGGUCAAUGGCAUUAGAGCAAAUCAGACGAUCUUGACGACGAUCAUGGACGCGUAUGGAAAGAACAAGGAUUUUGGCAGUGCUGUUAUUUGGUUCAAGGAAAUUGAAUCUUGUGGCCUCCUACCUGAUCAGAAAGCAAAAAAUAUCUUGUUAUCUUUGGCGAAAACAGCAGAAGAGCUCGAUGAAGCUAAUCAACUUGUAGGAUAUAUGAAUCAAAGUAGCAAUCCUGAAAGAGCUACUAAGUUUUCCAGGUCUGUUGUUGAGGAAGAGGAAGAAGACGAUGAUGAUGAAGAAUUGGAUUAUGCAGAUGAGGUAAUUCCUCACCUUAACCAAAGAGAUGAGAAAAUUAUUUUAAAUGAUAUUCACCAACAAAACUUGGAGGGUUUAUGUGCUAAGUUCUGCUAAUGUUAUAUAUUAUUGUAGUUUUCAUUUUGUUUAUCCUUCUAUGUUGGUAUAUUGUAAUACAAAAAUCACUUAGCUGGAGAAAUCUAAGCACCAAGUUCCUUUCCUCUCAUCACAUGUUAGCUGGUACACAAAAUGGAACUAUGAUGUGCAUUUUUGUUGUAAUAUAGUCGCUGUAAAAAGCCACUUUUAGUCGUUGAAUUGUAGUAUGUAUUAAUUUGGUCCUUGUAUUUUCA